This is a messenger RNA of Brenthis ino (lesser marbled fritillary), 1248 nucleotides long. The record is from the annotation of a GenBank genome assembly. Lineage: Eukaryota; Metazoa; Arthropoda; Insecta; Lepidoptera; Nymphalidae.
AUGGAUGACCAAGGAAGAAAAGUAAUCGUUUGCGACAACGGAACUGGGUUCGUGAAAUGCGGAUAUGCCGGCAGUAACUUUCCAGCCUUUAUUUUUCCUUCGAUGGUAGGAAGGCCAAUUAUAAGGGCUGAAAAUAAAAUAGGAGAUAUUGAUGUUAAGGAUAUGUGUGUUAAACCAAGUUUGAAAUUUCAUGCGAACCAGAUGUUUGAUCCAGACAUUGUUCAGGACUUAAUGGUAGGAGAUGAAGCUUCACAGUUAAGGUCUAUGCUUGAAGUCAGCUAUCCUAUGGAAAAUGGAGUGGUACGUAAUUGGGAGGAUAUGUGUCAUGUGUGGGAUUAUACAUUUGGUCCGAGCAAAAUGAAUAUUGAUCCAAAAGAAACCAAAAUCCUUCUCACAGAACCACCGAUGAACCCUACCAAAAAUAGAGAAAAGAUGAUUGAAGUAAUGUUUGAGAAGUAUGGUUUUGAUAGUGCGUACAUAGCUAUCCAGGCCGUUCUAACGUUGUAUGCUCAAGGACUUAUCUCAGGAGUGGUCGUGGAUUCAGGCGAUGGUGUAACUCACAUAUGCCCAGUAUAUGAAGAGUUUGCUUUACCACAUCUGACACGGCGGUUAGAUAUCGCCGGUAGAGAUAUCACACGGUAUCUUAUAAAGCUAUUACUACUGCGGGGAUACGCAUUCAAUCAUUCAGCGGAUUUCGAGACGGUCCGUAUGAUGAAGGAAAAGCUCUGCUACAUCGGCUACAACGUGGAACAGGAGCAGCGCCUCGCUUGGGAGACCACUGUGUUGGUCGAGCCUUAUGUGCUUCCCGAUGGAAGAGUGAUCAAAGUGGGUGGAGAACGUUUCGAAGCACCCGAAGCAUUGUUCCAGCCACAUCUCAUCAAUGUAGAAGGUCAAGGGAUUGCUGAGCUCGUCUUCAAUACUAUACAGGCGGCAGACAUAGACAUGCGCAACGAGCUGUACAAGCACAUAGUGCUGUCAGGGGGCUCUACCAUGUACCCGGGCCUGCCCUCGCGCCUCGAGCGCGAGAUCAAGCAGCUCUAUCUGGAGAGGGUGCUUCGCAACGACUCGGACAAACUCGCUAAAUUCAAGAUCCGCAUUGAGGACCCUCCGCGGCGUAAGGACAUGGUGUUCAUCGGCGGCGCCGUGCUCGCCGAGGUGUGCAAGAACAGGGACAACUUCUGGCUCACGCGACAGGAGUAUCAGGAACAGGGUAUCUCCUGUCUGCGAAAGCUCGGGCCUCGCGCUAGU